Solea senegalensis (Senegalese sole) is the source of this 1994-nucleotide messenger RNA. Its product is annotated as T-complex protein 1 subunit beta. Gene Ontology annotation, biological process: protein folding. NCBI's taxonomy places the organism in Eukaryota, Metazoa, Chordata, Actinopteri, Pleuronectiformes, Soleidae. The record is from RefSeq and is a predicted model, not a curated record. Gene Ontology annotation, cellular component: chaperonin-containing T-complex; cytosol. The coding region runs from base 69 to 1676 and encodes 535 amino acids. The transcript has 16 exons. Gene Ontology annotation, molecular function: ATP-dependent protein folding chaperone; ATP binding; ATP hydrolysis activity.
UACGUCACUCUCCGGUCCAACCCUCCCUUCUGUGCGUGUACGGCUCCUGCCCUAAACCCUCAGUCAUCAUGGCGUCCCUAUCGAUGGCCCCGGUUAGCAUCUUCAGACAUGGAGCUGAUGAAGAGAAAGCAGAGACUGCACGACUGUCGUCAUUCAUUGGCGCCAUCGCCAUCGGAGACCUGGUAAAGAGCACCCUGGGUCCAAAGGGGAUGGAUAAGAUCUUGCUGAGUGGAGGGAAGAACAGCUCAGUGACCGUCACCAACGACGGAGCAACGAUCCUGAAAGCCAUCGGAAUCGACAACCCUGCUGCCAAAGUUCUGGUUGACAUGUCAAAGGUUCAGGACGACGAAGUCGGCGACGGGACGACAUCCGUCACCGUGCUGGCGGCCGAGCUACUGAGGGAGGCGGAGCUUCUCAUCGCCAAGAAGAUCCACCCACAGACGAUCAUCUCUGGCUGGAGGCAGGCGACGCAGGCGGCCAGAGACGCUCUGAGGGAAGCUGCAGUCGAUAACAGCAACGACGACGCUCGUUUCCAGGAAGACCUGCUGAACAUCGCCCGCACCACGCUGUCCUCCAAACUGCUGACUCACCACAAAGACCACUUCUCCCACCUGGCCGUCAAAGCUGUCAUGAGGCUGAAGGGUUCCGGGAACCUGGAGGCCAUCCACGUCAUCAAGAAGCUGGGCGGCAGCCUCACCGACUCGUACCUGGACGAAGGUUUCCUGCUGGACAAGAAGAUCGGCGUGAACCAACCCAAGAGGCUGGAGAAUGUGAACAUCCUGAUCGCCAACACCGGAAUGGACACUGACAAGAUCAAGAUUUUCGGCUCCAGGGUUCGCGUCGACUCGAUGGCGAAGGUCGCGGAGAUUGAACUUGCGGAGAAAGAGAAGAUGAAGGAGAAGGUCGACCGGAUCCUCAAGCACGGGAUCAACUGCUUCAUCAACAGACAGUUGAUCUAUAAUUACCCAGAGCAGCUCUUCGCUCAGGCCGGCGUCAUGGCCAUCGAGCACGCUGACUUUGCCGGCGUGGAGCGCCUCGCGCUGGUCACUGGCGGAGAGAUCACCUCCACCUUCGACCACCCCGAGCUGGUGAAGCUCGGACACUGCAAACUGAUCGAGGAGGUGAUGAUCGGAGAGGACCUGCUCAUCCACUUCUCUGGAGUCGACAUGGGUGAGGCGUGCACCAUUGUCCUGCGUGGAGCGACUCAGCAGAUCGUGGACGAAGCGGAGCGCUCGCUACACGACGCCCUGUGCGUGUUGGCUCAGACUGUGAAGGAGCCUCGCACUGUCUACGGAGGAGGCUGCUCUGAGAUGCUGAUGGCGAAGGUGGUGACCGAUCUGGCCAACAAGACACCAGGGAAGGAGGCGGUCGCCAUGGAGUCGUUCGCCAAAGCUCUGAGGAUGCUGCCGACCAUCAUUGCCGACAACGCCGGCUACGACAGCGCCGACCUGGUGGCCCAGUUGAGAGCUGCACACCAGGAGAACAAGACCACGUCUGGACUGAACAUGUCUGAGGGCACUGUGGGCGACAUGGCCGAGAUGGGCAUCACCGAGUCGUUCCAGGUGAAGCGCCAGGUGCUGCUAAGUGCGUCCGAGGCCGCCGAGAUGAUCCUGAGGGUCGACGACAUCAUCAAAGCUGCGCCCAGGAAGAGAGUUCCGGACCAUCACCCCUGCUAGAGGAUGAAGAAGAAGAAGAGGGGGAGGAGCUUCAGUUUUGUUAUUUAUCACCUCUGUAGUUCAAAUUAAACAAACGCUCCGCUGGUUUAUUUUUGUGUUUUCUCCGUUGUCAAAACUCACUGUGGAAGCACUGAUGCUACAUCAAGCUCCCGGUGCCGCGAACGUUUGAGGCUUCUGCUCAAGCUAGCGGGACAAAUUGCUAACGGCGAUAAUGUGUAGGUCAGUACGGUUUGUGAUGCUAACGUUAGCAGGUGUCGUGUUAGCACAGGAAGUUGGGACUGUUUUUGUUUACUGAAAUAAAUGAACCAAUUGUCAUCA